Molecule: messenger RNA, 402 nt
Organism: Phytophthora sojae
Lineage: Eukaryota; Oomycota; Peronosporomycetes; Peronosporales; Peronosporaceae
Exons: 1
Source: RefSeq, a predicted model, not a curated record
CUGACGGUGGAGCAGAAGCGCCGCAUCUGCGAGAAGCACCGCAACACGCCCAAGAUCACGCAGAAGGACCUGUGCCGCUGGGCCAAGCUCGAGUUCAACCUGCAGCGCGCGCCCACGCAGCCCACGAUGAGCAACAUCCUCAAGCACGAGCACCUGUUCAAGGACAACGUGCUGGGCGUGCUGGGCUCGCAGCGCAAGACCAUCCGCCCCACGCGCCACGCGCACUUCGACCAGGUGCUGGCCAACUGGGUCAUGGAGCGCCAGAACAAGGGCAACAUCACGGGCGACAUGAUCAAGACCAAGGGCCGCGAGCUCGUCAAGCAGAUGGGCCUCGAGGGCAAGCUCGGCUUCUCCAACGGCUGGCUCGCCUCCUUCAAGGCGCGCCACGGGCUCAUGAAGCGC